CAUAAAAGGUGUUUUCUGAAGAGAUGCUACGGUCAGUAGCUGUCUGAUUCUUCUUGACGAGAGACUGAACCUGUGUUCACCACUUGAAAGGUCCGAUAAAUCUACGAACAGUCAUGAAGACCGUAGCACUGAUCGCUAUCGUCUGCAUGCUCACCCCGGCCGCAUUGGGCGACCUUAAAUUGAAAAAGUGCAAAUCAGGAGCUCUUCCCACUAAGCUGGUUAUCGAAGGAUGCAAGAAUACUCCCUGCACUGUUGUCAAUGGACGAAAUUUGCGAUUUCAGGCUGAAUUCAUCAAUCCAACCCCGACCCGAACUCUCACCGCCUCGGUCAUUCCACGAGUCGGGUGGUUCAACACUGUCGUCAAGUACAAAAUGGCGGAAGAGCAUCGCGAUGGCUGUAAAAAACUGACCAACACCCGGUGUCCGCUUGGUGCGCAACAACUCGUCAAGGCUGCCGGCGAGGUUCCUGUGAGUUCUCCAAUCACCGGUGUGAAGGCAAACAUCGAGUUCCAGCUGCGCUCCGACACAGGGAUUGCCGUGUGCUUCAAGAUUGAUGCUAAGGUGGUGAAAAGGUGAAAACGUGAAGCGAAGUGUAACAGUUGAAAAUAUAAUCAUGUUACGUGUGAAGUGAACGAAA
Molecule: messenger RNA, 636 nt
Organism: Toxorhynchites rutilus septentrionalis
Lineage: Eukaryota; Metazoa; Arthropoda; Insecta; Diptera; Culicidae
Exons: 2
Coding region: 114-575 (153 amino acids)
Source: RefSeq, a predicted model, not a curated record